This is a messenger RNA of Brassica rapa (field mustard), 1181 nucleotides long. Its product is annotated as ATG8-interacting protein 1. Gene Ontology annotation, cellular component: intracellular membrane-bounded organelle. NCBI's taxonomy places the organism in Eukaryota, Viridiplantae, Streptophyta, Magnoliopsida, Brassicales, Brassicaceae. The record is from RefSeq and is a predicted model, not a curated record.
GUACUAUAUAUUAAACUUCCAAGCUAGGCCCACUAAUUUAUAUUUGGGCUUUAUAGCUUAGUCAUAAGACGACCCAUUCGUUUACCGACCGUAGCCGGUACGAAUAAUUGCGGUUGAUCUUUCUGUUAUCUUCAUCCUCUCCUCUCUCCAGAUUCUCAAGUCAUCAAUCAUUCUCUGGAUCCAACAACACAAUAUCGUUUCUUCAUUAGAAGAUGGAUAAGAAAGAGGAACAUGUGAAGCAUCCGAACGAAUGGGAAGUCGUGUCCCUUACUUCAUCAGCUUAUGCUGCUUCUCCUAGUCCAUAUAACUCAAGAGAUGCUUACUAUGAAGCUGAAAAUUCACGCGAUUUGUUCAUGUCUGACCACUUUGUAUUCCCACCUAGCCAGCAUGAGAAUUUACCCCUUGAUGAUGAAGAAAAAAAGGAUGGCGGCCAAGGCUUUAUGCUGGAAGUUCAGGAAUCGUCUGAUGAGUUACGGAAUGAAAAGAGUAUCUAUGGUGAAGCUGCGCUUAGUCCUUCUCAACACAUGGUGUAUGAACACGGGUUAAUUGACUCUGAGCCAAAUGAGUAUGCUGAUGUGGACUUGGAUCCCCUUGGACUUGAGAAGGAUGCUAAGAAAGCAACACACGACCUUCCUUGGUGGAGAAGGAGAGCUGUUUCUGUAUAUUUACGGACAAGAGAAGCGAAUGCGGUAUGGUCCUUAUUCUUUGCGGCUGCUGUCACGGGACUCGUAGUUCUUGGUCAACGCUGGCAACAAGAGAGGUGGCAGGUUUUGCAACUCAACUGGCAUUCAAGCAUCAGUAGCGAGAAGCUGAGCAGGGUACUUGAACCUCUAUCACGCUUGAAAGACGUGAUUGUGAGAGGUAACCCACAAGCUUCUCUCCUAAGGAGUGGCACCUCUAGUGAGAUCUAGUGACAAAAGGAUAUAUGUUGCUCACAAGAGCACAUGUUUAUAUAUAUACACAAACUUGGUCUUGAGUUACAUAUGUGUGCCUCAAUGUCAAAACGCUUUUGGUUUUAUUUUAGCCUAUGUUGCUUCAUUAUCUUGUACCAUUUGAACAAUGAUCCAGUUGCCUUUUGGCAAAACUUUCUCUUUCUGUUACAGAACUUCUUCUUUAUUUGCUAGUUUGGAAAUAUACACACUUGUUUCUUUUUGUUCAAUAUUAUGAAUUAUUUACUUUCA